UAGAGGUCGAAGCGGCUCGAUUGAAGAAAGGGAUGGCGGCCAGCGGCGGUGCUGUUCGAUGCCAAAGGAUCGGAUGCGACGCCAUGUUCACCGAUGAAGACAACGCUGAAGGCUCCUGCCGAUACCACGAUUCUGGGCCUAUAUUUCAUGAUGGUAUGAAAGAAUGGAGCUGUUGCAAGCAAAGAAGUCAUGAUUUUAGCUUAUUUUUGGCAAUUCCAGGAUGUAAGACAGGUAAACAUACAACUGAGAAACCAGUUACGAACAUUGUGUCUGCAAACACUCGAAAGCCAGUGCCAGUUCAGUCUCCUGCUCAAAAUAAGAAUAGUGUUGAUUCUUGUUCAAGGUGCCGCCAAGGUUUCUUCUGCUCUGAUCAUGGCUCACAAGGGAGACCUUCAAAGCCAAGUGUGGUCAUCGAGACAACAGAUACUGAGAAAAGUCCUGCCCCAGUUAAGAAAAAAGUUGGGAUAAAUGAACCCCAGACAUGUAGAAACAAAGGAUGUGGGAAAACCUUCAAGGAGAAGGACAACCAUGAAACUGCAUGUGAAUACCACCCAGGCCCAGCAGUUUUUCAUGACAGAUUGAGAGGGUGGAAAUGCUGUGACAUCCAUGUGAAGGAGUUCGACGAGUUCUUGAGCAUACCUCCAUGCACAAAAGGUUGGCACAAUGCAGAUGCUGCAUGACUUUGAGUAACCUAGCAUUCACAAGUGUCUGCUGUGUUCUGUUUGGCACCCAUAAUUCUGUGUCCUGGAUUUGAAUGUGUUCUGCCCUUUUUUUCUUUUCGCCCGAAAACCGCAACUUAUGUUUGCUUAAACCUGAAACAGAUUUGAACCAAUAUAUCAUUCUCAUCAGGGUCUUCAUUCU
Messenger RNA from Musa acuminata subsp. malaccensis (wild Malaysian banana), 861 nucleotides. NCBI's taxonomy places the organism in Eukaryota, Viridiplantae, Streptophyta, Magnoliopsida, Zingiberales, Musaceae. The record is from RefSeq and is a predicted model, not a curated record.